Molecule: messenger RNA, 555 nt
Organism: Dreissena polymorpha
Lineage: Eukaryota; Metazoa; Mollusca; Bivalvia; Myida; Dreissenidae
Exons: 1
Coding region: 1-555 (184 amino acids)
Source: RefSeq, a predicted model, not a curated record
AUGGGUAUCUCACCUUGUGAACCUGACCGCAAGUCUGUCGAGUACCUUCAGCAAUACCAAGAGACAUCUAUUGAGUACGACAACGGAAGGUAUCAUGCCAAACUACCAUGGAAGCAAGACCACCCUGCUCUACCAACAAACAACAACAUAACCUUGAAGAGAACUGAUGGGACUAUUCAGAGGUUGCGCAACGAACCGGAAGUGCUUCGGGCAUAUGGUGACAUCAUAGCAGAGCAGGAAAGACGUGGCUUCAUCGAGCGGGUACCACUUGGUCAAGAGUCAGCUGAACAAGUGCACUACAUCCAUCAUCACCCAGUGAAAAAAGAAUCAUCAACGACACCCCUACGCAUCGUCUACGAUUGUAGCUGCCGUCAGUCACGUGAUUCACCAAGCUUGAACGACUGCCUGGAAUCAACGCCAACGGAAUUGAACGAGCUUACUUCGAUUCUUGUUCGUUUUCGGUUGAAGCAGUACGCUGUAUCCACAGAUAUAGAGAAAGCUUUUCUGUACGUCGGGCUACACGAAAAGGAUCGUGACAUGACGAGGUUUUUCUAG